GCAGCGUUAGGCAACGUCAUCAGCCGGUGCCUGUUCCCGGAAGGUCCCGGAUUCUCUGAGUUUGAAUUGUUUCCGGUGUCGGUCCCUCGCGCGGAGGGAACGAGCAUCUUCCGGCUGCACCAUGGCCACCGGAUUCAGCUUCGGCACCCCGGGCGCCACCACCACGACGCUGAACGCCACAGUACAGGCUGUGCCAUUCUCCUUCGGAACAAACCAGCCUGCCAGUAACACUGGUGCGACCGGGUCACCUUUUGGUGGUUUUAGUACGCCUGCAACCCCAGCAACAAGUGCAGCUGCCACGGGGGGCCCUGCAAGUAUUUUUGGAGGAAAACCUAGCACUGGAUUCACAUUAGGCGCACAAAAUCCAGCAGCUACUACAUCCUCUGCACCAGCCCCUGGAUUCAGUUUGAAUUUCAGUAAACCCGCUGGCUCUGUUACACCGUUCUCCCUGCCUGCUGCUACUACCUCAACCACCGGAUUAGCCUCCUCUCUGACGUCAGUCCCAGCAACAGGGGGAACUGGAUUUACAUUGAAUUUGGGCCCAGCCGCAACUACAGCGUCCACUGGUCUUUCACUUGGGGCUCUUCCUGGCCUGACAGGAUCACUAUUUCAAAGUACAAAUGCAUUAUCUUCAGGCCUGGGACAGAACCCACUGGGCUUGGCUGCACCCACUCCGCAGGUUACCACUAACGAAGGACUCGGCGGCAUUGACUUUAGUAGCUCCUCAGACAAAAAAAGCGAUAAAACUGGAACCAGACCCGAGGACAGUAAAGCACUUAAGGAUGAAAAUCUACCUCAAUUAAUCUGUCAGGAUGUUGACAAUUUCCAGAAGUUUGUGAAGGAGCAGAAACAGGUGCAGGAAGAAAUCAGCAGGAUGUCCUCCAAAGCCAUGCUUAAAGUACAGGAGGACCUCGAAGCCCUGAAACAGCUCCUAUCGGUUGCAUCCAGCGGGCUCCAGAGAAACACUCUGGCUAUUGACAAACUCAAAUAUGAAACUGCUCAGGAACUCAAAAAUGCUGAAAUAGCUUUGAGGACACAGAAAACUCCACCAGGCCUUCAACAUGAAAAUACAGCUCCAUCAGACUACUUUCGGACAUUGGUAGAACAGUUUGAAGUCCAAUUGCAGCAGUACAGGCAGCAAAUUGAAGAGCUUGAAAACCACCUUGCAACACAAGGCAACAGCUCACACCUCACUCCCCAAGACCUGUCCAUGGCAAUGCAGAAGCUCUACCAGACGUUUGUAGCGUUAGCCUCCCAGCUGCAGUCAAUACAUGAAAAUGUUAAGAUGCUCAAGGAACAAUAUCUUGGCUACCGGAAAGCGUUCUUGGGUGAUUCUACAGAUGUGUUCGAAGCCAGGAGGGCGGAAGUGAAGAAGUGGCAGAGCGCCCCACAAAUCACCACCGGACCCACCCCCUUCAGCAACAUAUCAAACGCAGCCGCCGUCGCAAUGGCUGCCACCUUGACCCAGCAGCAGCAGCCUGCUACAGGGCCUCGGCCUACGCUGGGAGUGGGUUUUGGAGCGCCAUUCGGCUCAGCUAUGAGUACUGCUCUGCAGCCAGCUGGCUUGGGCUCAUCAAAUCUUGGAGGCUUUGGAAGUAGUUCUGCUUUUGGAGGUAACACCACAGGCGGCGCCUCCUUUGGCUUUGGGACAGCAAGUAAACCCUCCGGAAGCCUCAGUGCAGGAUUUGGCAGUUCCUCUACGUCUGGAUUUAACUUCAGCAAUCCUGGCAUCAAUGCAUCAGCCGGCUUAACCUUCGGAGUAUCUAACCCCUCAUCUUCAGGUUUUGGGACCGGUUCACAGCUGCUACAGCUUAAGAAGCCUCCAGCUGGAAACAAGAGAGGGAAAAGAUAGACAUUUAAGUGAAAAAAAAAUCUAGUUCUUACAUUGAAAGGGUCUAUUUUUCUAAACCAGUGGAGUAAUUGUUCCCCGGGAGAUUUGUAAAGUUAUUUUCAUGUCCAAAAGCCGAUGCUGUAUCUAUGAUGUAUUCUACUUCCCGUGAUAUACAAGGGUAUUUUCUGCAAUGCCGUCUUGACAUCUGAACUCCAGAAUAGAAAAGUAACAAACAAUUGUCCUUUGAAAGGCUUCUCGUCUAAUAUUGUAUUUUUUUACUGUAUUUCCACAUUUAAAGGCGUAUUACCAAAAAUGUAUUGUCAAGAUUCAUUGCUUAAUUAUGAUGCCGUCUCCUUUUAGUACAGUAUAUUGUGCAGUACAGCUGUAGUUUAUCUUGCAAAUUUGUCUAGAAAGCCAUUAUGUAUUAUAGCAUGUAAGUUUAAUUGCAUCUUAUGGGGAUGCAGGUGUUAGGGGUCGUUGAUGGUGUUCCUCUGUCUCAGGAGAAGUUGUCUUUGACCUAAAUAGCAACGGGUCUGGGACUCGGGGUCGACAGCAAAAAGGUUGACACACCUUAGGUCGACGCCAAUUGGUCGACACACCUUAGGUCGACAUGGACACAAGGUCGACAUGAACAAGGUCGACAUGAGUUUUUUAUGUUUUUUUGGCGUCGUUUUCUUCGUAGAGUGACCGGGAACCCCAAUUAGUGCACCGCGUCCCCUCGCAGCAUGGUGCCUUCGCUCCGCUACCGCUUCGCUCUGCACAGAUUACCGUUCCAAUCGUAGUCCACGUGGAUCGUGAAGUAUGAAAAGGUUCCAAAAAAGAAAGAAAUCGUGAAAAACUCAUGUCGACCUUUUUCCAUGUUGACCUUGUUCCUGUCGACCUUUUUCCAUGUCGACCUUGUUCCUGUCGACCCUUUGUCCAUGUCGACAUUUUGUCCAUGUCGACCUAAGGUGUGUCGACCAAUUGGCAUCGACCUAAGGUGUGUCGACCUUUUUGCUGUCGACCUGGAGCCCGGAUACCAUAGCAACAAAGACCCCUCCAGGCAGUUAGAUAUACUACACUUCUUUCAAUAAAAUUAUUUACAGUUUCUUCUAUAAUUUUUAAAUGAUCUCUCUGCUGUUUGAGUGCUGACAUUUUAAUUGGCGUGCAGAAUCUCACCUACGUGCGUUUCCAAAUAUAUAGUCUUUUCUUCUAAGAUUCAGUGUAUUAGACAGUACAUUGUUUUCGACUGUGAGGUAUGUGGGACCAUGCAGCCCUGCACUGUUGACGCAGGGAAUCCCUUUAUGUUGGGAUGUUUUCAUGCACACUUUCAUUAUGUCCCCUAUUAUUUAAUCAGUAGUUGUCCCCUGGAAUAAACACACCGUGUAAGAAAAGUACUUCUAGGUUUCUAGAGAUUUAUAUUUUUGUGCAGUUUUGCAGUCCUAUUAGUCAGUACUGGAGGUAAAGAGAAAGUAGAUCUUAUCCUGUCUUAAGGGCCGUAUUGACGGCCCGGUUUGGGGAGAGAUGUGUGCUGAGCGAACCGCUCAGCAAACAUCUCUCCCCCCGCUCAGGCUAAUCUAGCACCAGCGAUGCGCAUCGCUAUCGCUGUGGGGGUACAUACGGAGCGAUCAUUGCUUAGAAUCUAAGCAAUCUAGUCAGAUUGCUUAGAUUUUAAGCAGCGAUCGCUCCGUGAGUACCUCCCUUUACGGUAACUCUUGCCUUUGCUUUCCGUCCAUGUAACACAACCAUGCACAACAGUCUAUUGUACAGUUCAUCUGCAGAUAACCCCAUCCGUGUAAAGGACACUGCUUGUCUGUGGUGGAUUUGUUUUCAGGGGGAACGAUGGUCUCUUUUGUUUCCUUUUUUUUUUUUUUAUUAUUUUGUUUCUGUUGUGUUUCUGUUUUCUUAACAAUAGAGGGGUUUGUAUUUCUUUCACCGUGUUAUCAGUGUAGAAUCUGAGGCACCUUUUAAUUGUACUUCAUAUGCACUGGGCACUAUUUUGAAGAGGGUUCCGCCUCAGGAGCAGAACAAGGUUUUCUCCUGUGUAUCGAUCUAUAUGUAAAGUAGGGUUGGUCAUCAAGGGUUUAGCAGCCAUCAGUUGUCUGGUUUUGAAUUUUUUCACCAUCGGUGUCCGGCUACCUGUGGUAAAAUAUCAAUGGCUGUCCCGAUAGCGACCUCUUGGUGCAGCAUGCAUGGGCGCCAGCUGCAAAUGCUCACAAGCAGUCUAUGGUCAACCCUAAUGUAAAGAAAGAGGCAAUAAGAAAUGUACAUAAAAAUCUGUUUUAUUCUUACCAUAAAAUGCCAGUGGAACUUGCUUGAUCUAGCAUUCCCACCAUAUACACCAACCUUUACCUGUACUCAGACAUGUGACAACUCUCAUAAACAACAAUAACAAAAAGAUAACCCUAAAUUAAUAACAAAGUUAAUAUCGUCUCAGAAUUCCUCAUUUUAAAAAAGGAACUAUGUAGAAAACAUCAUAACAGCAAUUCAUAAUGCAACUAAAGGUGGAUCCACUUUUUAUAGCUACACUUCAAAAUUCAUGUUAUAUUUCAUAGAAAUGUGUAGAUGAAUAAGGGUUCCGGUAUGAAUGGUCGACCAUGUUAUGGUCGACAGUCAUUAGGUCGACCACUGUUGGUCGACAUUUGCAUGGUCGACAUGGACAAAUGAUCGACACGUAAAAAGGUCGACAUGCUUUUUUUAACUUUUUUUAUGUCGUUUUCUGCGUAAAGUGACAGGGAACCCCAAUUAGUGCACCGCGUCCCCUUGCAUGGCUCACUUCGCUCGCCAUGCUUCGGGCAAGGUGCCUCGCUCCGCUACCGAUUACCGUUCCCAAUCGUAGUCCACGUGGAUCGUAAAGUAUAGAAAAGUUCCCCAAAAGAAAAAAAAAAUGUGAAAAACUCAUAUCGACCUUUUCAUGUGGCGACCAUGUGUCCAUGUCAAUGUUGACCAAUAGUGGUCAACCUACUUAAUGUCGACCAUAUCCAAACGGAUACCAUGAAUAAGAUGUACAUUACCUAACCUCUCCAGGAACCAUUAGCAAAAGUCCCAUAGAAAUAGAUUCUACAUCAAACUUCUGUUUACGGUCUGUAACUACUUUUGUAUUUUGGAUAUUUUCAUCUCAUUCAGUCGUUUAUGAAUUCGUAGAGUACUGUUUUGCCUUUGUUUAAGGGAGGGGUUUACAUGCUGUCCUAUCUGUUUCCAUGGUCAGAAUAGAACCUAUAAUUUUAUCUUCAUAGUUCUUUUGUUUACUUUUUCAACAUUGGAGUUAAUCUUGCUCUUUGUUUCUCCCCAGAGGUUGCUACAAUGGUCCAUUAGCUAUUUAAUUUACUACUUUUUUUUUUUUUCCCCCUCAAUCUUUUACCUGUGGUGUUUGAUCUAACAGAUUAUAUAUUUCCAUUUUUGCAAUACAAAGUUCAGUUUAAUUACUUCUAGACUGUUGUGUGUCUCAGUUGUGCCAGUUGUCUAGACACAGAUGAAGCAGUGACUGGUACGUUUUAGUUGUGUGGUGUUGUCUUUUAACUGCUCACUGCAAAAAAAAAAAAAAAAUUUGUACAUUGAUUAAUUGCCGCCUUAUAUUUUCUGUCUAUAAAUGUUUGUGUAUUGUUUUUGUAUUAAACUGGUAAGGAUAAUUCUGACUGCAUGUAUUCAUGAUAGUGUAUGUAUAUAUGACUGUAUAUGUACUGCAUACAGAAUGUGUAUAUAAAAAGUUGUGUACUUGU
This is a messenger RNA of Pseudophryne corroboree (corroboree frog), 5529 nucleotides long. It is a transcript of the gene NUP58, whose product is annotated as nucleoporin 58. The coding region runs from base 122 to 1852 and encodes 576 amino acids. Gene Ontology annotation, molecular function: structural constituent of nuclear pore. The record is from RefSeq and is a predicted model, not a curated record. Lineage: Eukaryota; Metazoa; Chordata; Amphibia; Anura; Myobatrachidae. Gene Ontology annotation, cellular component: nuclear pore. Gene Ontology annotation, biological process: nucleocytoplasmic transport. The transcript has 15 exons.